Messenger RNA from Branchiostoma floridae (Florida lancelet), 4532 nucleotides. Its product is annotated as ubiquitin carboxyl-terminal hydrolase BAP1-like. The record is from RefSeq and is a predicted model, not a curated record. The transcript has 12 exons. Gene Ontology annotation, biological process: ubiquitin-dependent protein catabolic process; protein deubiquitination. Gene Ontology annotation, molecular function: cysteine-type deubiquitinase activity. Gene Ontology annotation, cellular component: cytoplasm. NCBI's taxonomy places the organism in Eukaryota, Metazoa, Chordata, Leptocardii, Amphioxiformes, Branchiostomatidae. The coding region runs from base 132 to 2492 and encodes 786 amino acids.
GUAGUUUCGUCUGAAUUGGGGUCAAGUCUGGUGACCCCAAGCCGCCCCCCCACCCCAACCAGACAAAACGGAGACUGGAGACGAUGCCGUGAAUUAGUUUGAGUUUUUGUCGUUUUUCUCCAAAUUCCACCAUGAACAAAGGGUGGCUAGAGCUGGAGAGCGAUCCAGGGUUGUUCACUCUCCUAGUAGAAGACUUUGGGGUGAAAGGAGUCCAGGUAGAAGAAAUCUAUGACCUGUCCAAGCCAAUUGAAGGGCCCGUGUAUGGGUUCAUCUUCCUGUUCAAGUGGAGCGAGGAACGUCGGUCGCGUCGGAAGGUGGGGCCCAGCAUGGAGGAAUCCUUCGUCGUGGAUGAAGAUAUCGUCAACGACAUGUUCUUUGCACAACAGCUCAUUCCCAACUCCUGUGCCACCCACGCCCUGCUGAGUGUGUUACUGAACUGUCCCCAGAUCAGCCUGGGGAGCACCCUCACCAGACUCAAAUACUUUACCAGGGGGAUGGGUCCCGAGUCCAAAGGCUGGGCCAUUGGAAAUGUUCCAGAGAUAGCCAGAGCUCACAACAGUCAUGCAAGGCCAGAACCCCGCCAUCUGCCUGAAAAGCAGACAGGAAUCUCCUCCGUGCGAACAGCCGAGGCUUUCCACUUCGUUAGUUAUGUGACGACCAAUGACAGGCUGUUUGAACUGGACGGUCUCAAGCCCUACCCGAUCGAUCAUGGUCCGUGGGGAGAGAAGGAAGACUGGACAGAGAAGUUCCGACGGGUCAUCUCAGAGAGAAUAGGGAAUGCCACUGGAGGGGAAAACGGUCAUGACAUUCGUUUCAACCUGAUGGCGGUGGUGGCAGACCGACGACAGCAGUACGAGACCAAACUCAACACCCUGAAGACCAACAGGCAGAUUGUGCUGGAGGCACUGCAGCAGCUGGUUCGUUUCACCCAGCCACACCUGACUUCUCUCAUCCCCUCUGCAUUUGGAGGAGAAUCCCACCACAAGUCCAAAGCCUCCUCCACCGUCACAUCGUCAGCUGCUGUUGCAAGCUCCUCUGCUGCCGGUGCCGAUGGCGUUCAACCAGCAGAGAUGUCCGACAGACGACGUCACAAAAAGAAGAAGAAGAAAAAGAAAAAGCACAAGGCAUUGCCAACGGUACAAAGUGCCACCCUGACCAAGCGAAACACAUCCAGUCCUGUUGUCACCCACCCCGCCCUGGACAGCCAUAACUACGCCAAGUCACCACUGGAGGAAUUCACAGAAGAGAAUGACCAGGACGUUCCCCCAGAAACCUUCACCGAUGACGAUACAGACGAGGAAGAGGAAGAGAGUGAAGAUGAUGAGGUGGCGGCAUCCACAGCGGGAAUGGAGGGAAUAAAUGAAGGAGAGACAAACGAGUCUUCUGGCGGGGAUGUCACGAGCGGGAGAACCAGCUCUGCGUCAACAGAAGGGACAGAGUCUGCCACCGAGCCGGCCGUGGAACCGGAAGUGAAAAGCGGAGAGAUCACGUUCUCAGAGGCUAUGCGGGCCAUCUCUGCCGUGGCGGACACCAGGAAACCUGACGAAUUCCUUCACCCGGAUGCCAGCAGGAGGGUCGGUUUUUUGGAGAUGCCAUGGCGCUCAGACGAGGCUCGGCCGCUGUCAAUUCACACGGGGUACUCCAAGAUUCCCUCCCCUGCCCCCAGCAACGAGAGCACGGACACUGCGUCCGAAAUCGGAAGCGCGUUCAACUCUCCUGUCAGAUCGGCAAACAGGUCCGCCGUGAGCAGUCCGAACCCCUUCAAGCACCACCAGCACAACGUCAACCUGUUCACAGAGGCGGCGACAAAACUGCUGGCAGCCCAGGAGGGUCACAGGGUGGGGAUGGAGUUUAUCCGGUCUCCAGGGGCAACCUCGGAACUGCAGACCAUCCCCGAGGGGAGCAUCACCAAGCAGGAAGGCGACACCAAAACUGAUGCCAACAUCAUCACAGUCUGCCUGAAGAGAUCGCUGUCUGGGGAGGGGGGCGGUCCUCCAGCCAAGAGGCUACACAUGGGGGAUGCGGACAUGGCGUUGCAGAGACUAGGGAGUGGGGACUCUGUGGAAGGUGACCCCAUGGCCCUGCAAGCUGGGAGUGGCACAGGAGAUGCCCAGCAAGACCAGCAUGCACUGCAGGCAGGCGGGGCAAGGCCAAACAUGGCUCAUGCCUUUGCACCAAAGGACCUUCUGGCACUGCUGAAGAAUGUUGAGACAGAGAUUCAGAUCUGUGAACAGCACCUUAAGGACGAGAUAGAGAAGAGAAAGAAGUACAAGGUGGACGACUGUCGCCGCACCCACAACUACGACGACUUCAUCCGCACGUUCCUGCGCAUGCUUGCUGAGCAGGGCCAGCUGUCCAAGCUGGUGGAUCAGCAUGUGCUGGUGCGACGCAGGCAGGGCGUCAGCGUGGGGCGGCUGCACAAGCAGCGCAAGCCCGAUCGCAGGCGCAAGCGGGCACGCGUGUCUGACAAGUACAGAAGGAAGAAGCAGUGAAGCUUAGUCAUCAUGAAUAAUACUAGUAAUGCCACACACACACACACACAUAGGCCAUGAAACAUAAGAUCGGGAAAGCCCGACUGACGGCCGAAGCUGGCACGCAUGUCCGACAAGUACAGAAGGAAAAAGCAGUAAAGCUUGGUCUUUGCAUCUUAAACAAUAUUAAUGCCACAUACCACACACACACACACACAUAGGCCAUGCAACAUAACAUAUUAAGUCACAUUGGGAAAAUCAUGUUGUGAAAAUCUAAGACAGGUACAGAAAGAAGAAGCAAUGAAGCUUGGUCAUCGUAAACAAUAUUAAUGCCAGAUACCACACACACACAUAGGCCAUGCAACUUAAGAUGCGUCACAUUGAGAAAGCCAGACCGGCAGCAAGUCAUGUUUUAAAAAUUCUAAGACAGGUACGGAGGAAGAAGCAGUGAAGCUUGGUCAUCAUAAACAAUAGUAAUGCCAGGCACACACACACACACACACACACACAGGCCAUGAAACAUAAGAUAUGUCACAUUGGGAAAGCCCGACUGACGGCAGAAGCGGGCACGCGUACGCGUGUCGGACAAGUACAGAAGGAAGAAGCAGUGAAGCUUGGUCUUUGCAUCAUAAACAAUAUUAAUGCCAGGCAUGCACACAAAGGCCAUGCAACAUGACAUAACUCACAUAGGAAAAAUCAUGUUGUGAAAAUUCUAAGACUACACAACCAGUAACUAUUGUUGCAUCUAGUAGCAGUAGUAGUAGUAGUAGUAGUAGUAUCCAGUAUUUGAUUGCUGCUGCUGGGAUCCCUGGCACAGGGGUAGGCAGCAGUCGGAUAAUUGUUACACAUGUAUUUGGUUGUUUGUAACUGGUCAAUAGUUAAAGAAGAGAAAAUAGUUCUAUCAUGGAUCGACUUUGUGCAUCAUAUGAUUCUGUUCAUUUGUGGCACUUGGCUAGUAUGGAAUGGCAUUAAGUUACACAAGUCAGACUGAGACAUCUUUAUUCUGAGAUAUGGCUAUAUAUGUCCGUUGGAAUACAAGAUUCUUUCAAUAUCUAUACUUAGUUUAUUUGCAUGAUGAUGAAUCACUUGACUGUAUGACAUUGUAUGGAUUUUAUAAGACGUUGGUAGUGCAGAAAACCUAUCAUAUAUACGUUGUGUUGUUUAAAGUCACAAUAAAUGUUUUGUUUCUAUACAGUAUACACAGUGAAGAUAUACAAAUGUACAUUCCACCUAAAUGUUCAACUACAUGUAUCAUACUUGAGAUGAAAAUAUGGCAUUUCUGUGGAGUCCUUCAGUGUUUGGCUAUGUCUCAAUAUCCUUGCUUUGAACGAGAAUGCUUUUGUUCCAUUCACUUAUGCUACCAUUUACUUGUAUAUAAUCACCGUAUCCAUGUAUAACUUGUCUAUAUACGGCAUUAUUAGAACACGAGCUAUGUAGGAGGCAGUUUGGUAAUAAUUUAUGAUGAAGAGUUGCCAUGGCUGAGGAAAGAUCUUUAUUCUAUAGUGUCAUAUCCUCUCCUCUGUAUCCCUGUCUUCAGACAGACCUGCUAAUAUCUGAAAUCACCCUUUUCAUCUCUAUAAGCUGGGUGCUGACACAAUUAGAUCCUCAACACAUUUCUUCAAGGUGACUGGUUAAUUAUUUUUAUAUAUAGCCAUGUCCUUUUCAUCCCCUAGCCUGGUGCUGACACAAUGGGGACAGUUUCUCAUCAGAGGCCAUUGAAACGUUAACCAUCUCUUGGGGGGGGGGGGGGGGUACCUUUCGUUAUAGCUAAAUACAAGAUGUUUCUCAUUUUUGUGGAUUUGUCAGAAACCAAGCGGAGGUUAGUUCACAUGUAGUUGAUAUUCACAUACUCUAUUACAACUGGAUAGCACAAUGUAUUUUGUACUCUAUCACUGUAAACACAAGAAAUUGCACUUCUGAAUUUUUCUUCUGUUUCUGAAACAUGUAAACUUCAGUGUUCUGCAGCACUUGGUAUCUCUUCUACAUUAGUCGGCAUUAAUUAGCGUGCUAAGGAUUACAGUGUCACUCAUUUUAGUAAUGACAUUAAUGUAUAUAAAGUAA